GAACAAUUCUUCUAACCCCAUUUUUCGAGUUUCUUGAAAGGAGGAACAUUACAACAAAGGGUAAAAAAAAAAAAAAGAAAAGAGAGAAAGAGUUUGGAUGGCGUCAUCACAAGUUGAGAGGGUUGCAUCGUCUUCUCCAUUCGGUUGUGUUCUUCGCGACAGGAAUCGGCCUGACCGAUGCAAUAGGGAGGCAAGCAACGCCAAUUCCUCCAGAGCCGCUACUAUCCAGAAGAAUCUCAAGGUUUUGGUCAGAGACCAUCUUCAUAAUUGCAUCUCUGUAUCUCCUGAUGAGAAUUCCCUAUCACAACAAAAUAGUGAUAACUUGGGUUCCGUCACCAUUCCGAGCAACAGUCGUAAUAGCCCAUCAAAAAAUGAAAUAGGAAAUAACAACAACUCUUCUUCUUCUUGUUCUUCUUCAACCCGCAUGAGCAGCCGACAGGCAAGGAAUUUGGACCGUUGGGCAGCGAAGCAGGCAGAGCAAAUGGUAUCAACGAUCGAGAGGCAGAAUCAGGAGGCAGAGCUUUGGGUUGUGGCGUCAAGCAAUCCAUGCUCUUCUUCCAAUUCGAAGGAGCCCGAGAAUCGUGUAAUCUCUUCCCAAAACUCAAUAGCCGAGAGUGAGUGUUCCUCUAAGAGCCAGAUUGGGGCUUCUUCUCUCGUACAAAUAUGGGAGGCAAGGCUGAACCAACCUAAAUCCAAUCAUCAAAUGUCACAACAUAGCAGAACUAGCUCUGUUUCCAGCCUCGACAAUCUUAAUCUUAUCGAAGAGCCUUCUAGGCAUUCCGAUGUUUUCGACUCGGUUUCUAACAACGAUUUGCUCGCCGACUGGGACUCGACAGCUCAAAGCACAACUUCAACCAUAAACCGCCGUCAUUCUGAUGCUGGUUUGGACAAGGAAAAAGUCAGGAUUGCGGAUAUCAUACGACGUUUGACGUGUGAUGUGCACGAUCAUCAUCAUGAUCCUGGGAAUGGCAACAAUUGUGAUACCCCUAGAAGGACUUCCACCAGUUCAGAACCUUCCUUUGAGCAUAGAGGAGGAUGGCCGCUAAUUGUGAACUCACCAAGAAUUCGAGGUCGGCAAGCAUUUCAUGAUUUGCUUCUCCACAUUGAGCAGGACCGCCAUAAAGAGCUUGGUUCCCUCGCUGAGCGCCAAGCUGUCUCAAAAUUUUGUUACCGUGGUCGCAUUCAGUCUUUAUUGAAGUUGAGAUUUCUAAGGCGUGAUGUGGGGGUUCAAACUCGACCAGUACCAGUACCACCAACAUGUAAACCACCACAACAUAGUUCUAGCAUUAUGCAGCUCAGGGAGAGAUUGAAGGCAUUUCUUGAGCAAGAAAAAAGUGGCCGAAAAGAAGCUAUUGCCCCAAAAAAGUCAUCUAGACCAGAGAAGCAUUGUAGACAAGUAGACAAUUUUUUGACCCAGCAUCAAUCCAUUUCUGAGGGCCAGUCCCAAGAAAAGGCCCCACACACUGAUUUGAUGAGUACAUUCGUCUCGGUAGAGCAUCUAGAGAAACAAGAAAAGAAGCCAAGUGAGUCCCUUGAGCAUAGUGAACUACCAGUAGAGGAAUCUAUUUUCCAAGAAAGUAAGCCUUUGCUGGAAAAUCAUGAUACAGAACAUGAAGCUAUACUUGUGACAAGGAAUCAGGUCGAGGAGAAAAGAAACAAAAUUGAAGGCCAAUUGAAAGAGGAGGAAAAUAAAUUUUCCUUGGAGAAAAAAGAAUUAAAGCAAAACAAUGAAUUAGAUGAUAUCCCCAUUCUUGACAAUAUUGCAAUUCACAGCUCGAUAGACGCAUGGCAAGAAAGAAACUUGGAGUGUGAAAUGGAGUUAGAAUCGAUGAAGAACACAAGCAUACAACAAACCGAGGAUUUGCAUCAUAUUCCCAUUCGACAAGAUAAUACAGUUCAAAGCUCGGUAGAAGCAUGGAAGGAAAGAAACUUAGAGUUUGCAAUGGAGGAAGAUCAAGAGGUAGAAGCAAGUGAUGAUGAAGAAGAAGAAGAGUAUUUUGAGGAAGCUCCAUAUGAUUGGUUUAGUGAUAUAGCUAAACCGCGUAGCUAUUGGGAAGACAUGAGACGAUCUUGGUAUGACGAGAUGCUAAGCAGUGGUUGUGGAAAUCGAGACAUAAAGGAACUUCUCGAGAGGAAAACAGUGUCAAGCUUUCUUUCUAGUGAAUUUCGGGAAAGGAUUGAUAGGUUGAUGUUGUCUCGAGCCCGGAUUCAAGCUAACCAAGAACAACAGAGAUCAGAGGCUGAUGAAAACCAAGAGAAGAUGGCACAACUAGCAUUAUCAUACUUCCACAGAGAGGUUAAUGAAGAAGAUGAUGAUGUGUUUCAAGAAAAACAAAGUGAUCGUGUUGAAAACACUGAAGAACGAGAAGAGGUCGAUGAAGAGGCAGAAGAAGAGGAAUCAGAAAACGAAGAAGACGAAGAAGAAGAAGAAGAAUAUAUGGAUCAGGAAGAACAUCAACAAGAGAGCUUAACAAGUCGACAGUUUGUCGAAGCCAAUGAUCUUUUUGACCAGUCCUCCCAAUCACUCUUUUCACCUUCUCCAUUUAGAUCAUGGAAUUAUGGUGAAAGGCAAGAGAUGGAAGAGUAUGAUAGAUUCUCAAAUGCCGCUUCUCAGCUACAUAAUCAACCAUUCCGAAGCAGCAGUCAGGAUAGAAGAAGAUGCUCGUGCUCUACAAGUCAUGCAUUAAUUGAGGUCGAUGUGGUGAAUGAACUAAGAGGAAACAUGGAACAAAUAAGGAGUGAAAUGACAGAUCUUAGAAAGCUAGUGCAAAGUUGUAUGGAAAUGCAAAUGAAUUUCAUGAGUUUGGUCAAGCACGAAAUUAAACCAGAUGAAGUGGGCACAGGAAUGAACUCAACAAACUUUCAACAAGAAUGAAUGAUGACUUUAUGGCACAAAAUGUGAAGCUAACAGAAUGUGAAUUAUUUAUUAUCUGCAAUGUACAUGAGUCACAUAAAGGGUUUUCCCAUGGCCAUAACCAGAGAUGGUAGUGUUGGACAUUGAAGAAUCCCACUUUCUUUCUAUGUUACGAGGAGAUAGAAGUGGAUUCAAUUUUGUAUAGAAAAAAAGAUUGCUCCUGAUUCCUUAAGAAGGGAAUUACAAACUAGAUGUAUAUGAAUGUUUGUUCUAGUUGGCAAAGGGUCAAAUGGUUUGUGGGUAGCUAGAUGCAAUCACAUUGGGAAGUGCACAAUUUGUCGAGCUCUAAUUUUAGGGUGAAGUAAAAGCUGACUCAUACUCCUACAAAAUUUUAAGUAAGAGAAGAAGGAAGUGGAUAUGUAUCAUAUAAGUCUGCUCAUAAAGGAAACGAGUUCCUAUCUCAGAGGACCUUCUGAAUUUGGUUUGAAGGGAUUCCAAAAACUCCAUAUUGGCUUAUAUAUCAUCUUCUAACAUUAGUCGUAGCUAUUUGACUUCAGAAACCUCUCAAUUGUAUUUAUUUUUACGCCAUUCAAAUUGAUAACUCCUCUUGUAUAUAUUCAAAGGAAACCAAAAAUUAUAUUAACUUGACAGAAGAUAAAUGAGAUUAGGAAAACCAACUUACUUGUUUGUGUUCCCUUGUAUGUGUAUCAUAUGCGAUAUAAAUACUUGAAUUUAGGCGGACAACAAAUUUAUGAUGAAAUCUCUCGUUCUUUCUCUUAUAAUUUUUGAAUCCUUUUGAAUGCGAACAUAAUCGUACAAAUAUUAAUGUACAUACUUUAAAUAUUUUAUAAAAGUUAACCAUCCAGGAUAGCUAAGAUAAUUGAGUUGAGUGCUUAGAAAGGUUUUCCCAUAUCUUCAACAUCAACAAUCUUCCAUGUGGAGAAUACUCUUGCGGUGCAUAUAUGAAUGUAUUCUAUGCUUUUGGUAGCAAGAGUUUGCUCAUCUUGUUUUGCCCUGCUGGAACUUCAUAGAAGGAUUUUCCUCUUUCGUUAGUGGAAGAUGGACACAAUUGAGGCCAAAGCCGGAGGAACCAACAUGCAUAUCAUUACCUUGCCUUAAUAGGGUUACGUAAUAAUGGAUGUAUUUGUUGGGAUGGAGGUGGGUUAUGGUAUUCAAAAAUGCCGCCUAAGAUAACUCGAUGACCGUAGAAGGAUGGUAUUCAAGCCACUAUGAGAACAAAGUUACCAAGGGUGGGAACCAGACUUAUGAACCAACUAAGGUCUAUACAGAGUAGAAUAAUUAAGACUCCAUAACCAAAUAUGGGCACUCAUGACCCACUAACUGGUAGAGAUGGGAUAAUUUACAAGCAAUGAGUGACAAAACUCCAAUGGGUUAUCAUGUUAGAUUCCCAUGUUGAGAAGAAUAAAUUUUAGUAAAGACCAAAUUUUGCAGAUAAAGUUGUUAUAAGAGUAGACCUUAAGGCAACUCGUUGAUCAUAUGAUGAUCCUAGAAGCCAUUACAAUGUUGAAGUCGUCAAUGAAAGAAGAAUUCAAUAAGCCACAUCGACCAAGUAAGCAAGAUGAGGGUUGAGAGAGGGGAUAUCUAACAGGUGUAUAGAAUUUAGAAAGCUAGACAUACAAUGAAGGCAUCAAGGGGAAAGAAAUGGGUGAACCACUAGUCUACAAGGACCACAUAUGAUUAGAUGGAAGGAUUUAUAGGUCAUGGCGUACAAGUUAAAGGAGGUUCAAAUCCUCGUGGUAAAAAAAGAGGGUUCAUCAAAAGCAGGGCUUGGAGUAGUCACAAUGGACAAAUUUUGAGGUUGAAAUUUCUAUAAGUGGGGAGGAAAUGUGGUACCUUGAUUUUGAUUUAGGUUCCCUACAACAACUAUUGAAGGAGUUGAACCAAGAAAUCAAACUGAAUUGG
Molecule: messenger RNA, 4777 nt
Organism: Linum trigynum
Lineage: Eukaryota; Viridiplantae; Streptophyta; Magnoliopsida; Malpighiales; Linaceae
Source: the annotation of a GenBank genome assembly